CUGCGCCCGAGCCCGGAGAGCCCGGGCACCGCGGCCGCCGACGCAGCCACGGUCCCGGUUCCUUAUCCCUGAGGCGCGCGCGGGGUCUCGGGUGACCCCAGAGGGGACCGCGGGAGGGAGCGCGAGGCGGCGCAGGGCGGGCCGCACGCGUCCCCGGCCGCCCCCCGCGCGCGCGUGGCCGGGCCCAGAGAAGCCCCGGCGCGGGGAGCGCCGGCCCGGCGCGGGCGAGGGCGAUGCCGCGGUGACGGCCCCGCCAUGGCGAAGCCCCCGGCGGUGGCGGCGGCGGCUGCAGCGGCGGCGUCGGAGGAGCUGAGCCAGGUGCCGGACGAGGAACUGCUGCGCUGGAGCAAGGAGGAGCUGGCGCGGCGGCUGCGGCGCGCGGAGGGCGAGAAGGUGGGCCUCAUGCUGGAGCACGGCGGCCUGAUGCGCGACGUGAACCGGCGGCUGCAGCAGCACCUGCUGGAGAUCCGCGGCCUCAAGGACGUGAACCAGCGGCUGCAGGACGACAAUCAGGAGCUGCGUGAGCUCUGCUGUUUCCUGGACGACGACCGGCAGAAAGGGCGCAAGCUGGCGCGCGAGUGGCAGCGCUUCGGACGCCACGCGGCCGGAGCCGUGUGGCACGAGGUGGCCCGCUCGCAGCAGAAGCUGCGGGAGCUCGAGGCGCGCCAGGAGGCCCUGCUGCGCGAGAACCUGGAGCUGAAAGAGCUGGUGCUGUUGCUGGACGAGGAGCGCGCGGCGCUGGCGGCGGCGGGGGGCGCUGGCGGCAGCGGCGGCGGCGCGGGCUCCCGCAGCUCCAUCGACAGCCAGGCCAGUCUGAGCGGGCCCCUGGCGGGCAGCGCAGCGGGCUCCGGGGCCCGCGAUGUUGGCGACGGCAGCAGCACGUCUAGUGCGGGCAGCGGCGGCAGCCCGGACCACCACCACCACGUCCCAGCGGCUCUGCUGCCCCCGGGGCCGCACAAGGGUUCCGACGGCAAGGCCGGAGCCACGCGCCGGUCCCUGGAUGACCUGUCAGCGCCGCCGCACCACCGAAGCAUCCCUAACGGCCUGCACGAUCCCUCAUCCACCUACACCAGGCCACUGGAGAGCAAGGUGAAGCUGUUGGAUGGUGACAAGCUCCCCCCACAGCUGCCCCGCCCCUACGGCCACCAGAGAAGCCGGCUCCAGCAGGCGGGCUCCGGAGAGUUCCGGACGCUUCGGAAAGGCUUCUCCCCAUACCAUUCGGAAUCCCAGCUUGCAGCCCUGCCGCCCUCCUACCAGGAAGUCCUGCAGAACGGCCCGGCCUGCCCCGUACCUGAGCUGCCCUCACCCCCUUCCACAGUCUACAGCUCGGCUGGACAGAAGCCUGAGGCUGUCGUGCACGCCAUGAAGGUUCUGGAAGUACACGAGAACCUUGACCGGCAGCUUCAAGACAGCUGUGAGGAGGACCUGAGCGAGAAGGAGAAGGCCAUCGUUCGAGAGAUGUGCAACGUGGUCUGGAGAAAACUGGGGGAUGCUGCCAGCACCCAGCCCUCCAUCCGGCAGCACCUGUCUGGUAAUCAGUUCAAGGGGCCAUUGUAGGGCCACUUCUCUGUGGACGUGGACUGGCCCUGCCUGGAGUCUGGGGCCUUGGACCUGGCAGAAACUCUGGCCUAGCCACCGUCUUUCUCCGUGGUGAAUUGUACAUAGGACACAGCCCACCCUGGCUGCCCUGGUGUGACACUGACAGCCAGGCCUCCACCUCCUGCCUCCCUCACCAGCAAACCUUGGGAAGACGAGAAGCCACUGCCUGCUCACUGCAGCAUGGUGGCCAGGGCAGCCUGGCUCCCCGUCUGAGCCCCAUCUUUCAUUAGCAAGAAGCUUCUGAGACUCCAAGCCAAGGGACUGGGGAGAUGGCCUGCUCUUGGUAGAAGUCCCUCAACGAGUAUUCUAACUCACUGUCCCUUACACUGGACAGAAGCCGCCAGAGGCUGAAUUGCGAUGCAGGUGGCGCUUUUCUGCUACCCUGCCCGAGCCAGGACCCCAGGUCAUGGAGCACUGGAUCCCCUGUCACCUGGGGGUCGGUGGCGAGCCAUGGCGAAACCAGCUGCUGCUCAUUAGCGUCCAGUCCUUUAGUAACGUCUCCUUGCCUGAGUCAGGCUUGGUUACCUCUUAGGCCUCUCCUGCCAGGUUCCCUUUUCUGGUUUACAGCAACAUAGGAAGGUUCUGGAGAACCCCAGACGGGCUGAGCUCAGCAUUCUUAAUGGGCAGGUAGAACUGGGCCACUGCCCUGGGUCACUGUCAUUGUGACGAACGCCCCCCUCCCCCCCCCCCCCCCCCCGCCGCCCCCAAUCCCCCGUGUGCUCUGGGUCACUACGAUGGCGAUACAGGAGCCGCCCCUGAUGAGUUUUCCCUGGGAAGGAAGGGGCAUGAGCUGGUUCUGGCUUUAGCCUGCUGCGUGGCCUUCAGCUAGCCGCUCAGCCGUUCUGGGCCCCUGCAGUUCCUUUUGGCUUUGUUCACUCUAGAGACCAGCCCAGUUGGGUGGGCCUCAGUCCUCACCACAGAGGAGCUCAUGUGGUAACCUGCUGGGAGCAUGCUAGGCCAGCCUGUUUGUCAUGCUGUCUCCUCACAGGUCACAUCUGAGCCUUAGCCCCUCCCUCCAAGGGACCUGGGGGUCAAAUGCACGCUUCAGUGCACGUGUUCACGCCCCAGCCGGCGGGUGACACAUGACCGACAGGGGUGAUCUCUGAUGUGGUGUGAAGAAGAUGAAGAUUCGGGUGCUCUUGUGAACCAUGCAGACGCUAUCUGCAGGAGAACCCUGGCCACACUGCCGGCGUCACCCGUACUGUACUGUGUAUUUACACCCAACACCCUCACACUGUCCUCCCGCAAUGGUACUUAGAGCCCCAUGCAGCAAGCCCAAAGAACUCGUCCUUGCCUCAGGUCCCUCCCAUAUCCUGUGAGCAGAGGGGACAGGCCGAGAAGGUGGGUGGCAUCUUUGCUUCCCAACCAGCCACGGCCCCGUAACCUUGGGCUGUUCCUAGCACCUUUGCUACCCACACCCUUGGGUCCCACACUCUCAGGGGAAAAAAAGGCCCAUGGCCCUUGGUGUGCCCAGGGAGUUGUGCAGGGGCGGUAGGGGAGUGGCCUACUGCUCUGGCUGUUGUCGGCGGCACUGGGAAGCUUUCUAGAAGGAGCUGCUAUGUGGUCAAGUGAUAAAACUUGGAAUUCCACCUGCUGAACCAACCUGGUCCUGGGUAUUUCCAAGUGGGCUGCUGGGCAGGCAAGACCCUUCCUGGUUCUUCGAAGCCAAGCAACCCCAGAAUAAUGUUGAGGUAUGUGGGCCCACACAAGGUGGGAGCCAUGUCAGAGUCCCAGGCAAACCUGUAUCAGGAUAGUUUAGCCACCUCUGAAAUAAGCAAUAAGCAAGAGCUCCUGGGAUCUGGAGACGGGCCUUUCCUAGGACGGCCUUUCCGUUUUGGAGAGGUGUGACCCUGUCCCGAAUGCUGCAGAGGCGUCCUGUAGGCCCCUCUGCUCUCGUGCAGGGUGGAACAAGCUGUCCCAGCCCUCAGCAGUAGGCUGGUUUCUCUAGGACAGCCUGGCAUGUCUCAAACCUAACAGGCCAGCAGCCGCCGUUGAGCCCUGGGCUAGGGAGGGCAGGUGGUGGUCCGCGACCCCUUCCUCUGGAGCCUUAGCCUUCGCAGUGCUGACUCUGCUGCACCCAGGCGCUCCAUAUGCUUGUGCUGGCUCCACCCCCACUGUGACAGGUCACCCGGCCCCAUCUAGGUGGCCUGGCCUUCCUGGAGCCAGGAUCUGCUGAGCACAUCUUCAUUCGCGUUCAACAGCCACUCGCCAGUGUUUCAAGACAAAGUGACCUUUCAUUUUUCUUUCUUGAAACUUGAGAGGAAGUGAGAUACAUACUACUGAUUUUUUUUUUUUUU
This is a messenger RNA of Apodemus sylvaticus (European woodmouse), 3896 nucleotides long. RefSeq names its product coiled-coil domain containing 85C (gene Ccdc85c). Gene Ontology annotation, cellular component: apical junction complex. The record is from RefSeq and is a predicted model, not a curated record. Lineage: Eukaryota; Metazoa; Chordata; Mammalia; Rodentia; Muridae. The coding region runs from base 256 to 1557 and encodes 433 amino acids. The transcript has 7 exons.